Messenger RNA from Tachysurus fulvidraco (yellow catfish), 3460 nucleotides. It is a transcript of the gene tmem63a, whose product is annotated as transmembrane protein 63A. Gene Ontology annotation, molecular function: calcium-activated cation channel activity. Gene Ontology annotation, cellular component: plasma membrane. The coding region runs from base 163 to 2538 and encodes 791 amino acids. NCBI's taxonomy places the organism in Eukaryota, Metazoa, Chordata, Actinopteri, Siluriformes, Bagridae. The transcript is spliced from 23 exons. The record is from RefSeq and is a predicted model, not a curated record.
GCGGGCUCAAAAGGAAUAAGGGUGGGAAAUGAAACAGAUUUUUAAAGUGAAACGUCUUCCACAAUGCCGUAAAAUGUCUGCGGUGACGCGGAUGUUCGUGUGGUUUCCAGUUUAAAGAAGAAACCAACGGCUUUGAGAAACGGAACAAACGGAGGAGUCUAUAUGGCUAGUUUCACCCCGUUUGUGGCAAAUGGCACGGGGCGCCCGGACAACAGCUGCUUCAGCACCACCCAGAGCACGGUGCUGAUGGGCGUGAGCUUCGGAGGAGUGCCGAUCGUUCUGCUGCUCGACUUCAUCGUCUUCCUAGUGCUGCUGUUGACCUUUACUUGUAUCCGGAAGAAACUCUGGGAUUACGGGAGACUUGCGCUAGUAGCAGAAGCUGAAGGGUUUAAUGAGAUUUCUAAACGGCGUUUUGGUAGGAUGACGUCAUUCAUGUCCAUUGAGGAGAGUGAGCACGAGAGGGGGUUCUGUUCGUGGCUGACCUUCAUCAUCACAAUGGAUGAAGCAGUGGUGAAGGAGAGGUGUGGGAUAGAUGCUGUUCACUACCUGUCAUUCCAGCGUCAUCUUAUUAUUCUACUGCUCAUUGUCUGUGUCCUGUCCAUUUCUGUCAUCCUCCCAGUCAAUCUCUCUGGAAACCUGCUUGGGAAAGAUCCGUACAAUUUUGGCAGAACGACCAUCGCAAAUCUGGAGAAUGAUGAUAAACUGCUUUGGCUGCACACAGUGUUUGCAGUUCUGUACCUCAUCCUCACGGUGGCACUGCUGAGACAUCACACCUCUCUAAUGAAAGGAAGCAAAAGAGAGACAGCUAGAACAACGCUAUUUAUAUGCUCCGUCCCUCCCACCGCCAGCGAAGACCGUUUGAGGAUUCAUUUUACAGAGGCGUACCCAUCCUGCGAGGUGAAGGAUGUUCAUUUAUGCUACGAUGUGGCUGAGCUGAUUCGCCUGACAACUAAAAAGAAGCGAGCAGAGAAAAACUUGCUGUACUACCGCAAGAUCCUGGACUCCCAGGGGCAGCAGGAAGUCAUCAACCCCCGGACUUGUGGGCACCUCUGCAUGUGUUGCCCGUGCCAAGGGUGUAAAGGGAUUAAUGCUAUAGACUACUACGGUUCUGAGGUUGAUCGGGUUGAAGAAGACUUGAGAAAGCAUAAAGAGAAUAAUGUGCAGCGUCCAUUAGGAAUGGCUUUUGUCACACUCCAGACCGAAUCCAUGGCAGCAUUCAUCCUGAAAGAUUUCAAUGCUCUUCGAUGUGGAGCUGGGUCUCAGGAAAUGGGAAGAGUGAGAGAAGUGACGUGUGGCUGUCAGAGAGAGCCUCAGCCUUCAUCCAGCAGCGAAGAGCUGAAAGUAAAACAAUGGAGCGUGAGCUAUGCAACCCAUCCGAAUAACAUCUACUGGGAGAACCUGUCCAUGCCACGCUGGGGGUGGUGGGCUCGAUAUCUGGCGCUGAACACCGUACUCUUCCUCCUGCUCUUCUUCCUCACUACUCCUUCCAUAGUCAUCUCUACCAUUGACAAGUUCAAUGUCACAAAACCCAUCCACUACCUAAAUAGCGCUGUUAUCAGUCAGUUCUUCCCAACUCUGCUCCUGUGGUCCUUUUCUGCACUGCUGCCCACUAUAGUAUACUACUCUACAGUGCUGGAGUCCCACUGGACCAGGUCGAGUGAGAAUAUGAGUAUGAUGUACAAGCUCUACAUCUUCCUGCUCUUCAUGGUGCUCAUCCUGCCGUCACUGGGCCUCACCAGUUUAGAUGUGUUUUUCCGGCAGCUCUUUGAUUCCCAGUCAGAAGGAAAGCUGAGAUUUGAGUGUGUGUUUUUACCAGAUCAGGGCGCUUUCUUUGUGAACUAUGUGAUCGCUGCCGCAUUGGUAGGCUCCGGGAUGGAGUUGCUCAGAUUGCCGAGUCUGUUGCUCUACACCAUACGCAUGGCUCUUGCACAUUCUGCCUCGGAGAGGAAGUAUGUUAAACAGAAUCAGGCGUACCAGUUUGAAUACGGAGCGAUGUACGGAUGGACUCUGUGCGUCUUCACAGUCAUCAUGGCUUACAGCAUCACCUGUCCUGUUAUAGCACCGUUUGGUUUUCUGUAUAUAACCUUAAAGCACAUGGUGGACAAACACAACCUGUACUUCGCCUUCCUGCCCGCCCGCCUGGACCGACAAGUGCACCUGGGAGCUGUCAAUCAAGCCCUUGCUGCACCAAUCAUCUGUCUGUUCUGGCUCUACUUCUUCUCUGUGCUGAGGGCAGGCUUCAUGGCCGCCACGUCUCUCUUCACCUUGGUGGUUGUGUGUGUGACCAUUUUCAUUGGCAUCUGCUACACCUGCUUUGGCCACUUCAAGUACCUCAGUCCUCAUAAUUAUGUCGUUAAGGAUGAAGAUGAAGACCCUGAUGCAACUUCACAAAGUUCAAACGGCUCUAUAUACCUUCCCAAGGUUCUGCAGCCUGAAGAUGCCUCCGAUUCUCCUGCAGAGGUCGGCCGCCACCAGUCCUACGGCACCACAGACACAAGCCCAGCCGCUCCCGCCGCGCAAGAAGAGAAGUGCGCAUAGGCCACCUGACCCGGCCGCCGCUUCGCAGACUCAUGCAGACAAAAAACAGUCUAACUUUCAGGGCUUUAUGCGAUUUUGUAUACAAGGCAAACAUGUCAGUGUAAGACACCGAGCUGACGGUGAUGGGUGAUGGUUUACAGAGCACAUUGAGCACAAAGCUGAAAUUAAUGCUUUGAUGAAAGUGACAUCACAAAUAUGUAAUUUCCAGAUGUGCCGUGUCAUUUAAGAUUAGAAAUACAAGGAACACAAGAUAAUAGCUGAUGUAUGAGAGCAACCCUGUCAACGAAUAGCUCACACUGCCACUCCAGAGUCGUGACGUAAUGAUUUAAUGUCACCGCGUCUAACGCAAUUAUUUAACAUCAUCCGCUCGUGAUGUAUCGAAAGGACCCUGACCUCCAGAUUACACUCCCGAUACAAAACGGACACUUUGUACGGUUAGAAUAAAUUCAGGGAUGUGGGAGUGUUUGAUUAACAAUAUCACAGACACUGGACGGAGUAUCUCUACUCUGGGGGUUUCUCAAUAACAAAGAUCUAAAACCUUCCUCAUCAAGCAUAGUUUAUUCAGUGCUCUACCGAAGGGCGUAACUCAAACGUUGCACAAGCUUCUUGGAGCCUUUACCGAGGAGACCGAGCCAAAUGAAUCACGGCUGUUUGCGUCUGGGAUAAAAGUUACUUUAACCAAAUGAGUUCAUGGGUUUCACAGAUGUGCCACCAACAACUGCUUACAUUAUCUGUCAUAUGUAACGAAUGACCAUAGAAUUUUUUUUGUGUCUCAUCAUAAAUCAUAAAGAUCAAAAAUCACAGGUAUUGUUUAAGAUUGUACAUUUAUGGUUAAAUAUGUCGAAUUAAUAUCCUGCUUUUGAAAAUGUUUUGAUAUCCAAUGCUGAUGCUUCUAAUAUUUUAAAAACAAAUUUCUUACUAA